AUGGCAAAUUCAUCUAAUAUAAUUGGUCUUAGAAUUGGUCAAAGUUAUUCUAGUAUCGCUAUUAUUAACAAGGAUGGUAGAGCUGAUUGUAUCGCAAAUGAAGAUGGUGAACGUCAAAUACCUACAAUGGUGGCAUUUUCUGGUGAAGAAGAGUUCACAGGAACACAAUCUAAAGUACAACUACUAAAUAAUUCAAAAAACACAAUUACUCAAUUCAGAAAUUUCAUUGGUAGAAGGUUAUAA
Messenger RNA from Entrophospora sp. SA101, 243 nucleotides. Lineage: Eukaryota; Fungi; Glomeromycota; Glomeromycetes; Entrophosporales; Entrophosporaceae. The record is from the annotation of a GenBank genome assembly.